UGGAAGGGAUCACAAGCUUGAUCAAUCGACAGCGAGGUACCUCAUGCGCUAUCCCGGCAUUCGAGAGCCGAGUACGAACCUGAAUAUGUUGCGAGAGCAACGAACACACGAAGCUCAACCUCGAGAAGCUCCAAGCUUUGGAUGACAGCAACAGGUACUUCGAUCAAUCGGCAGCAACAGUGAUCACAAGCAGGGGUGAUUCGAGAGGGAAAAAAGGAGCAGCGCAAGAUCACGCCGAAGGUCAGUGAUGCUGCUUGUCUUCAAGGCCUCGAAUGUGGACAUGAAUUCGUAUGAACAGAAUGGAGCUGGGUUAAUUACAGCUAAGCUGGAUUACUCAAUAAGCGAAAUGGAUGGUAAGUUGCUGAUUAGCUAGAGGGUUUUACAGGCAAUUGACAGGGACGGUGAUGUAUAUGGAAGCCUAUUGGAACAGGCCGCGGCUGUGCUCAGCAUUCACAAGAAUUUCGAUCGAGAGGGCAACUCGAGGUUUCUCUCCUUUUUUUUUUCUCGUCCUAGCUCUGAUUGUUCUUGUUUGUCAACCACGAACUUCGGCCAACCAGACCUAAGUUCAGUAAGUCAGCUUCUCCCUUUUAGCCAUUAGAUAUUUGCCAUCCGACGGCUAGAAAUGCCCUAAGUUUUGAAAGGGGGAUUUCAGCCCUAAAUCCCCGAGGGAGACGAUGGACAAGCGACGCAACGCCGCCGAUUCAAGACUGGAGAUUUACGGUGAGCUAGGAAUGAAGCGCGAUGAGCGCCUCACUCUCGACUUCGUGGGUCACACGUUCGUGGUUAUGGACACGCACGAGGACAAGAUCCUGUUCGUCCGCGACCGCAUUCGCGAACGCUUCCACAGUUAUGUCAUCUUUUGUAACACAGCUGAUUCGGUGGCGCUCGUCUCCAGCGCCCUCCUCUCUCCAGCGAAUGACAUGAAAUACAAUCCUUUCGACACCUUUCUUGCCGGUGACGAGUACAAGUUUCGUCGGAGACCGCGAGCGCUGGUUACAAACAGCGAUCUCAGGGACGAGCGGCUGUUUGAUGAUCUCGACGGGAAUCUGGUGGUAAACUAUGACAUCCCAGACGAUCUGGCGACGUAUUACUACCGUGCUGCAAGAGUUCAUCACGACUGUCGCUCCAAAGCAGUUGUUAAUCUUGUUUUCAAAGAAGAGUUGCACAAGCUGAUGCGUCACGAGGAGCUGCUGCGGCUGGAGAUCUUGCCUAGCCGUCUUAUCAAUGUUCACAUCGACUGGGAUGAUCCACCAUUAGAAAGAGGCUCACUUACACAGCUCCAAGUCGCGGCUGGACGAGUGAGCAUGGAUGAAUAUCGCAGGUUUGACGAAACAAGGGGGGAAGAAAGACCCAGGCGGACGGAUGCGGCGGGAAGGGUCUCCUUGAAGGUGCCAUGGUUUCACAUCGAGGAUCUAAUCAAGCAGCCAAAAGCACGAAGCAAGAAAGUUAUCGAGCCCCCAAAGCGAGAAAGCAAGAAAAGAAAGGCAGUGGACACUACUAUCGAGCCCCCAAAGCGUUCUCGUUUGUUGCAUAGUCUCUUGGCAUGGUUUGGUUAUCCCGACUGUAUAUAAAGUGAUCUUUUCCGUGAUCGAUGAAACUUUUAAAAGUUUCUUGUGGUUCAUGGAAAAGAUCUUCAGGCAAAGAAAGGUGAGAUCUUUCCUAAAUUCUUA
Messenger RNA from Selaginella moellendorffii, 1670 nucleotides. Its product is annotated as ATP-dependent RNA helicase FAL1. The transcript has 9 exons. The record is from RefSeq and is a predicted model, not a curated record. The coding region runs from base 675 to 1571 and encodes 298 amino acids. NCBI's taxonomy places the organism in Eukaryota, Viridiplantae, Streptophyta, Lycopodiopsida, Selaginellales, Selaginellaceae.